Molecule: messenger RNA, 867 nt
Organism: Lodderomyces beijingensis
Lineage: Eukaryota; Fungi; Ascomycota; Pichiomycetes; Serinales; Debaryomycetaceae
Source: the annotation of a GenBank genome assembly
AUGGCGGAACCAGCUCCAUUACCAUUCAUUUACCAGUUUAUCUCUGGUGCAGUUGCCGGGGUCUCUGAGAUUCUUGUCAUGUAUCCCUUGGAUGUCGUGAAAACAAGACAGCAGUUGGACUCGACGGGAGCCACGGGGGGCACCAUCAAGUGCCUCACUACGAUUGUCAAGGAGGAAGGCUUUUCUAGGUUGUACAAAGGGAUCUCGGCCCCCAUUUUGAUGGAAGCGCCCAAGAGAGCAACGAAAUUUGCUGCAAACGACGAAUGGGGCAAAUUCUACAAAAAGGCGUUUGACGUCAAGCAAAUGACGCAGUCAUUGGCUAUAUUGACCGGUGCCACCGCGGGCGCAACCGAGUCGUUUGUCGUGGUGCCUUUUGAGUUGGUCAAGAUUCGGUUGCAGGACAAAUCGACAAAGUUCAACGGCAUGGGAGAGGUCGUCAAGGAUAUCAUCGCCAAGAAUGGUGUUGCUGGCUUGUACAAGGGUUUGGAAUCUACCAUGUGGAGACACAUUUGGUGGAAUGCCGGCUAUUUCGGCUGUAUUCACCAAGUCAAGAGCAUGAUGCCAAAGCCCAAGGACUCCACGCAAAAGACCUUGAUUGAUUUGACUUGCGGUACCAUUGGUGGUACCGUGGGAACUAUAUUGAACACGCCCUUUGACGUGGUCAAAUCGAGAAUCCAAGCUGGCUCGUCAAGAUACAAGUGGACCUACCCUUCGUUGGCCAUUGUUGGCAAGGAAGAAGGCUUUGGAGCAUUGUACAAGGGCUUCAUUCCAAAAGUAUUGAGAUUGGGUCCUGGUGGUGGUAUCUUGUUGGUUGUCUUUACGGCAUGCAUGGACUUCUUCAGAAAAAUGCGCGACGAAAAGAAGUAA